This is a messenger RNA of Rhizophagus irregularis DAOM 181602=DAOM 197198, 649 nucleotides long. The record is from RefSeq and is a predicted model, not a curated record. Lineage: Eukaryota; Fungi; Glomeromycota; Glomeromycetes; Glomerales; Glomeraceae.
AAAAAAACUUUCUCAUUUACACAAUUCGCAUAUGAUUUAUCUGAACAAAGAAACAAAUAUCAAAUAAUAUAUACUGACAUGAAAAAGGAUAUAUUUAUACCAAAUAUAGCCAAGUUUCAUACAAAACGGAUUUAUCACAAUGGAUUUGUUCCCUUCCAAGCAGAAAAAAAAAUUGUAAGAUGCAAAUCUCCGGAUUUAUUUAUAAUGGUUGUCGUCGUUUUGCAAAGCCUAAUUAGAUUUAUUUUCCAGACUAACCAUAUACAAUUCUUUUUUAUAUACCAUUACAUUAACUUUUUGCAAACAUGUAUGAUAAUAAUCACAAUAAGUGACAUGGUCCCAGAUCGGUAUGUGUUUGUGAGUUUUCACUGUCAAAUACGGAUGAAAUGUAAAAUAAUCCGAAAAAGCAUGUGUUUUAUUUAUGUUAUUUAAAUUAUAAUAAUCUCAGAUUUUGAGAUUAUGUCGUAAUUUGCUUGGUUGAACUGAUUUUGGUUAAAUUGGUUAUAAUGUUAUGUGCUCUGAUAUGUGCUUUGAACUUCAUCUAACUAAUUGAUCGAUCAUGCGACGUUUGAUUGGUUACAUGUAAACAAAUAAUAUGAAAAAAAGUAAUAAAAUUCAUUUAAGUUUCGGAAGGACAUCCUUACGUACUCCA